Eruca vesicaria subsp. sativa (arugula) is the source of this 751-nucleotide messenger RNA. The record is from the annotation of a GenBank genome assembly. Lineage: Eukaryota; Viridiplantae; Streptophyta; Magnoliopsida; Brassicales; Brassicaceae.
AUGAACAACUUUGAGAACGAAGCCGAACUCUUAGUGAAACUACGACUCUCCAUCAACUACCCAAACUGCAGAAGCUGGCACCUUGGUGUUGAGACCUCUAACAUCAUAAACUUCAAGACGGUGCCAGCAAAUUGCAAAGACUAUGUCGAAGACUACUUGAUCACUUCCCAGCAGUACCGUUAUGACUCCAAAACAGUGUGCAAAGAAGCUUAUUUCUAUGCCAAAGGACUUGCUUUACGGAACGACACUUAUAAUGUUUGGAUCUUUGACCUAGAUGAUACCCUCCUCUCUAAUGUCCCAUUUUACGCGAAACAUGGAUACGGGACAGAGAAGCACGACCCCGAGGCGUUCAGGAAGUGGUUAGAAGUAGGAGAAGCUCCUGGGCUCCCAGAGACUCUGCAUCUUUACAAUAACAUUCAAGAGCUCGGUAUUGAACCCAUCUUACUCACUGAGCGGUUCCAAGAGUUCGAGGAAGUCACUCUAAAGAAUCUCAAAGAUGCUGGCUUCCCCUAUUGGAGACAUAUCUUAUUCAGGCCAACAGGUUCGAACAUGAAGACAGCAAACUUCAAGUCAAAGGAGAGGAAGAAGCUGGAGAAGAGCGGCCACACUAUCAUUGGGAAUAUUGGAGACCAAUAUGCUGAUUUGACCAAAGACAACCCUGGCAGAAGGACUUUCAAGCUCCCUAAUCCACUAUACUACGAACCCUAAUUAAGCAUCUUUGUUCAUGUAUUUGUUCCACAUGCGCGCAUCA